AAGCGGCGUAAGCACUAGAAUCCCUGUAAUGCCGGCUCGUCUACAAAAUAUUUUAAGCUGUUUGGAAGAUUGCAACAAUAACUUGAAAUAUAGUCCAAUAUAUCCAGGAAGGUUGUGAUUCUGUUAUUAAAAAAAUAUUAAAUUAUUGAAUUAUGUAAAUAUUGAUUUCAAAGUAAUUAAUCUUCAGUAUGACUAUUCUUACCGAGAACAUAGUGUUAUCUCGAACAAGAGCUCAAGAUUUAAACAGUGUGCGGAAAUUAAAUUGUUGUCUAAAGCAUCCAGUUCUGUCUGAAUCCAGUCAAUUAUGCCAGCAAUGUAACAAAUAUUGCAGUGUCAAUAACAUUAUAACGUUAAUAGAUUUUGCAUAUUGCCGGAAUCUGCAGGAAUUAUAUUUACGGAAAAAUAAAAUUGAAGAUCUAAAUGAAGUGUGUUAUCUUCAAGUAUUACCUAGACUUCACAGCUUGUGGCUUGCUGAAAAUCCGUGUGCAGAAACAGAAUCUUAUCGUUUGACAGUUCUUCGAGCUCUACCACAUCUGCAAAAAUUAGAUAAUAUUAUGGUUCAGCCAGAUGAGGUAGAGAGAGCUAGAAUUCAUGGUUCUUUAUUGAUUCCUCCUCGAAUUCUAAGUGAAGAAAUAUCACCUGAAAGUUCUCAUUGCUCACCAAUUCAGGAUCAGAAAUCACAAGAUUUACAAGAUUCUUAUGUACAAAAUUUAGCUGAUAAUUUUCAAGAAUGUUCAUUGCCAACAGUUCUAAGGCAAGAAUCACCACAUGACAGUGGAAUAGGUGAUUUCUCAAAUAGAUUUGGAAAAGAAAUUUUAAAUGAUUUGGAAACAAGAGCAGAAAUGAAUAAUUCCAUUAAAUCUCAUCAUCAGGAACAACGUCCUCGUUCAAUUACUUUGUUUGAAGAUGAAGAACGACCUAAUUCUUCCAUGACGGCAUCCUUCAGUAGCCAAGGAAGCACCACACCAUUAUUUUCUACACCCCAAUCUCACCAGCCUCAUCAACAUGUAUUUCAUGCUCGUGUUCAAACUCUUGUUGAUCAUUCUGGUAGACGUGGUCGGAAAAAUGCAGAUAUCAAUUGUGAAACUAUAGGAUGUGAUUCUAUUCUAGAAGAUCAAUCUGGAGUGAGCACUCGCAGAUCUUCUAUGAGUGAUUCACAGUCAUCUGUCUUAGAUUUUCAUCAUCCAUGCUUUCCUGAUCCUGAUGGUGCAGCUUCCAGUGGUGAUGGUUAUGGCUUAUUAAUGGAAAACCAAAGAAUAAUACAAAAUGAAAUGCAUUAUAACGUUGAGAGUAAAAAUGCUCAACAAAAAUCUGGUUCUCCUGGUAGAUUAUUACCAAAAGGAGGAAAAAACAGGAAUUCUAACAUCUUAUCUGCUGUACUGUGUUUGAUUAAAGAAUUGGAUUAUGCUAGUCUAGAAGUAGUAGAAACUGCAAUACACUGCAGAAUGGAAGAAAUGGACGACUGAAAAUGUGAAUUCAUCUUCCUGCUGUAUUAGUUCUUUUAUUUAGAGAAUUUCAUUAUUGUAUAUAUCAUAAUAAAAAUACAUUGAUCAUGAGCCAAAAUGCAGAAAGUAUUUAAAUUGUCUGGAAAGAAAAUAAUUUUAAAUUAAAAUAAUAAAAGUAUUUUUAUAACUAUACUUUUGUUUCUUUUGAAUCAUUCGUCCAAACUGAUCCUAUAAAUUACUGUUUUUGACUAAUGAUCAAUGUAUUCAAAAUUUGCUCCAAAUAUGAGUGUAAUCUAGUCAUAAUGCAAAAAGUGUCAUUUUUUGACUCUACUUAAAUUUCUGUCCAAGAAUCUUUAUUUUUUACAAAAAAUAU
Molecule: messenger RNA, 1818 nt
Organism: Centruroides sculpturatus (bark scorpion)
Lineage: Eukaryota; Metazoa; Arthropoda; Arachnida; Scorpiones; Buthidae
Exons: 8
Coding region: 189-1466 (425 amino acids)
Molecular function (GO): protein binding
Source: RefSeq, a predicted model, not a curated record